This is a messenger RNA of Sorghum bicolor (sorghum), 4841 nucleotides long. RefSeq lists its product as uncharacterized. Gene Ontology annotation, biological process: protein transport. Bases 320 to 3940 code for a protein of 1206 amino acids. NCBI's taxonomy places the organism in Eukaryota, Viridiplantae, Streptophyta, Magnoliopsida, Poales, Poaceae. Gene Ontology annotation, molecular function: phosphatidylinositol phosphate binding. The transcript has 4 exons. Gene Ontology annotation, cellular component: early endosome membrane. The record is from RefSeq and is a predicted model, not a curated record.
GGAGGGGAGGGAGGGAGGGAAGGAAUCAGAUUGGCGCAGGCAGAUGAGACUGGAGAGAGAAGGGGGAGAGGUCAGAUCAGGCGACGACGAGGCAAGCGGCAGGAGAACUGGAGGAGGCGGCGGAUUAGGGAGUGGUUGGCGCGUCGCCGUCGCAAGCCAGUGAGAGCUGCCAGGGAGCACUCCUUUUUAAUCGCUGCGGCGCCCGCCGUCUGCUCCUGCCGGCCGCACUCAAGCGUGAGCGUGAGCGAGCUCUGGGCCGGACUGGAGCGAUCCUAUCAGAGGACACAGAUUAUCAGCUGAUUGUCCGUGACACGGCAAGAUGUCGCUGGCCAAGAAGGAAGAGGUUUGCAGUCACCGACUUGUACCGCAGUUGGAUGAGCCAGGGGUUGGUGUGCCUAUUAAGAAGAGGCCAGUUUUCCUGUCUGACAGAUCGGUUGCAUCUGGCAUACCACUCUCGAUAAAGCCCCCAUCUCCAACGAAGAUGAUGCCUGUUACUGCUCCAGGGACAGGCCGCCGCGAGGAACCAUUUUUCAACAUUGCUAACUUAGACACAAGUGUCAUCACCAAAGGUAAGGAAAUCCCUGACACCCAGAUCCAAGACCAUGCCAACACGUCGCUUACUGCGCUAUCCAUGACCAAUGGCAACGGAAUGCUAUUUAAUGGAUCAAGUGAGGUCCCUUCUAUUGCAGAUAGUGCUACAAGGACUUCUGCACCAGUUGCUGAAUUGCAACGUCCAAAUUUUUUGGCUCUGGAUUUACAGUUACCAUCUCGUCAAAGUGGCAAAAAUAAUAACUAUGGCUCUCUUGUGAAGAAAGAGAAACUGGACCAGAGUCUUUCUGAACACCACAAUAACGUUCCUAUUGCAAAUGAAAUCAAUGCUUCUGGGAAUAGUAUUGUUGGGAGACUACCUAACUUGGAUCUGAAUAUACUGCCAGACCCUGCUGAUUCACUUGAAAGUUUGCCUAAAAUGCAUGAAAGUGGGAGUGGGUUGUAUCAUCAUAGAACAAUUCAACAUCAGAAAGCUCAGGUGACCCCAGCGGCAGCUAUUUCUACAAUAAACAGUGGAAUAAGUCUAAAUAUUGGCAGUACUCUGAACAUGUCUAAUUCAUAUGGGCUUUCUCAUAAGUCUGGACCUGCUGAUGUUACCUUAGAUUUGCAACUUAAACCACCAGCAAGACCUGAGCUAGGGAUAAACUGGAAAGGACUUGCUCCUGCUCCAGAACUGAGUCUCUCUCUAUUUGGUAAGCCUAUGGAUGAGCCCAAGUCUCUUAGCACCCCUAAUGCUUUAUUUGAUUCUGGGACUGCUGGAAGUUCCAAAAAGGUCAGUGAGGAGGCUGCUGCUACACUUGUGUCAGAUAAGACACCAGUUGAGAAGAAUGUAACACCCGUGCCCUGCAAUGUAAAUCCUCAGAAUACUACAUCAGCAACUGUUUCUGGAAUUGAUCAGCUGCCAUCUAAUAAUUUGGUGAAGAAAGAACCUGAAGAAAUAUCCCAGCAGCAUAUUCUUGACGGUGCUGAAAAGGUAAAUCUAUCAGAACGACAAAGUGUUGGACUAGUUAUCAGUUGUGCUGAAUCUGAAAAGACCGACGGUGCACCCCAAGGUCCCCGUAAAACUGGGUUUGAUUUGAAUUCUGACAUCUCUACAAAUAAUAGUAUCCAUAAUGGGCCUGAUGUAGCAGCAGUUAGUGUCCCAAUACCAGCUGAAAGUUUACCUGAUACUUCCCACGCCAAGACCAUGCCUGCUGGUCCUGAAGUUGACAAAUGUGUGAAGCAUGAAGAAUCCGCAAGUGCUACCCCUAAUCUCCCUGUUGUAGAAACAGGAAGUGGUCAUACUACACUGUUGAUGGAAGCAAAAUCACUGCCUUCGCAAAGUAAUGUUGCCAGCCCUUCUGUUCGGUUAUGUGAAUCAUCCAGCCAGCCCACUGUUUCUACUGUUUGCAAACCACCAGCCAGCCAUAUUCAUGCUCAUGAGGAUACGAGACAGAGGUCUUGUGAUGCUAAUGAAUCUAGUGGUGCAUUACCAAGUUCCUCCACUCCUACAGUUGAACCUUUGCCUUUUAAUUCUGUGGAGAAUGCUAUUGUUGAUGGUAUGUCACAAGGGAGUGCUGAAAUGGACUGUUCAGAUGAUGAUGGUAAUGCUUUUUCACGAAUUCCAACUACAAAUAAGCCUCAUGGUGAGCCGUUGGGGAAUGGUCCCCCAAUCAGCAAGGAUGAUAUCAAUAGUAAUAACUUAAGCAAAGAGCUAAAGAAAGAACACGAUAGUGAUAUGCAUCAAGAUUGUUCAUCUAUGAAAAAUAAGGUUAAUAUUGAUCCUAUUGAAGGUGACAAGUGUAUUAAAACAAAAGUUGGUGUUGUCAGCCAUGCAGGUCAGCAGGGGCUUCGAAAUGAGGUUUUUGUUAGUGAAAACUCUAAAGGCAAGCAAUCUUUGAAUUCUGAUAAGAAUACCCCAGUAAAUAAUAUUGGCAAUAGCAUACAUGAUGCUAAGACAGCCACAGGUUCCAGUACCGCACAUCUCCAAAAGUCAACAGCUUUGCCAAAAUCUGCUUCCCCUAAAUUGCAACCUACCAAGCAAUCUCCUAAGACUUUAGAUAGCUGUCUCGAGAAGACUAGAAGGCCAGAUAUAAAAUCAGAGUUGUCUCCAAAUGGUAUGCAAGCUGGAAGUUGUAGUGAGAACCAUGCAAAAAUUGCUGCUUUGAAGAGAGAGCAUCAGACUAAAAGUGAAGAGGUCAAUAAACACUCUGAUUUGCACCCAAGAGACUCUGUCCUGGGUGAAGACUCAGAACUUGAUGGCGCUUCAAGCAGUCAACAGCAUAGUGAAUAUGGCAAGAAGUCAGCGUCUGAAAAGUCAGAACAUGACAAAUCCAAACCCGACUCUUGUAACACAUCUCUACAGAAUGAAAAAGAUGGACAACAUGUUGGGGCAAAUUGGAGAGAAAUGGGGCAUGUUUAUGUGAAUAGGAACGAAAGAUGGGAGAGAUUCAUGGAGUCUGAGCGAGAAAAGAACAAUGGAGAAGAAUGCCAUGGUGGCAGACAUGCAUCUGAUGUUAUGAACAAACGAAUGACAAACCACCGAGGUGGUUGGCGGGGUGCUGGAUCCCGUGGCCAUCUGAGGAACUUCCGAGGUCCAAGAAUUAGCAAUGAGUUUGCUGAUGAAUCUAUUGGUGGCAGGAGGCAUUCAUUUGAAGAUGAACCUGGGCACAUCCGAGGUCCACAUAGGAGGCGUCAUUCACCACCACAUGGAUGCCUCAUGAGAGAGAUGGACAUUGACGAUUUCUAUGGGAGAGAGAUUCCAGACUCUAGGCUGCUGGCCCGUGGGCAAAUAGAAGAUCUCCCAGAUGACAUGAUGGAUGAUAGGUUUUUUAUGCCACAUUCCCAUAGACACCGUGGUCAAGGUGAUCAUGGAUUCAUCCACAGAGACAGGAGUCAUUCCCCUGCACACAGAAGGGGUGGCCAUGUGCAUUUCCAUCGGGGACGAUCACCUGAAGUGAUGCACAGAUCACCGCCACUAAUGCGAACUGACAGACCAUACUUGCCUCACCGCCGGCACAACGGAAUCCAUGAUGAGAGAGAAGUUAUGCAGAGAAAUGUGAGGAGGUGUGCCAUGGAAGGUGAUGCCUUUGAGCCACCGCUACAUGCUGCUCACCUAACUGGACUCCAUACAGAAGAGGAACUUGUGGGUAGAAGGAAGCAUAGGGAGCGGAGAGCAUAUCUUCAUUCUCCGGUCAGUGAUGAAGACGAGAUGCUCUCCUACCACACAGAGGAUGACAUGGAAUUUGCUGAAGGAGGUGUUGGUCCACGGGAGCACGAUGGCCGCUUCAGGAACAGGAUAGGGCACAACAGGGCAAGAGGAGAACAAGAGGAUGGGUACAGGCAUCGUGGUGGUCAUCAAGGGUGGCGAGACAGUGACUCGAAUGACAGACCAAAAAGGAGGAGGUACUGACCUACUCACAGCAUGGCCGGCUAAUGAAGAUGACGUUGGCCUUUGGUUGGACUGACUGAGGGCAUCUGCCGCAGAUCUCAGCUAAACCCAACAACCCUUUUUGCCAGCGUCUUCCAUUCCAUAUAUUGGUUUGUUUGUUGCAUUAUUUUCUCAGGAGAACAUGGUGCUGCAGUGUGAUACUCCCAGUCACCUGAAGCGUCUAAAGCAUAGUCCUCUUCAAAGUAGCCCUGGAUCCUCCUCCUUUUACAAGCUGAGCUGCUAGUACAUGUGGAUGAUGAAGGUGGAGACACUGAAAUUUGAGGCCAAGCUCAGUGAAAUAAGACUCCACCGGCAUGUGCUAUUUUUGCCUGGCUGCAACUGAGCAAGGAGUCGAACCUGUUUGGGCAAAAAGCUACACAAUACUUUUACAUGCAUGCAUGGGUGCUGGUGGGACCUUGUAUUAAAGACCGACUUGUCUCUAUAAUUUGGUUUUGAGUUGAUGAGAGUACAGGUACAGCUGCUGUGGGACCGUACCCUUGUGGUCCGGUCUACGUCGUUGCUGUCUGGUUGGAUUGGCUGGCCCGGCACUCCAUGGGUGUACAGCUAGCGGGAUAAUAUGCACCGAAUAAAGAUGUGUGUUGACUGUUAGAGUCUUGUUUUGGCACACCGUCCCUUUGGGGGCCUAGUCGUGCAGUGGAAAAGGUGAGCCGGGCGUCAAGGCGACAACGCCACUUCGGUGAAAUUUCACAUGAUCUAUGGGGGCUUACUACAACUGUGCUGGGCGUGGAACUGGAAGGAGCUGCGAAGCAGCUGCUGCGUGCUCCAGGGAAUCGUUGUGUAUUGGUGCUUGGCUCGUUGACGAGCUUUGGCUGGUCUAGUCCUGCUUGACAGCUCGAGUGAUUUGGCAUCUUCAUAAUUCUCA